GCCAUAAACCCCCCUUGGAGUCUCCGUUCUCGGUUCUUCCAUCAGGUGAUUUGGUCUCUUUUACAGCUGAAAGGCGCAUGUUCGUAAUCAUCAAAGGUUGGGGCUUGGCGUCAGAGGAAGGUGCAGCUUGCGAUUCAGUAGUACUUCUCCAACUUUUCCAUCUCUGGCUUCGGUGUGGUAGAGAUGAGCAAGCCUGGUAAGAGAAGCAAGGAGAGCAAUGCAUAUUUCUAUCCGGAUGACAAGGAUGGGAAGGACAAGUAUUUCUUCAAGGUUCUGGUUGGUGAAUUUCGUGAACGAUUGGCCGUACCUGAUAAAUUCGAGCAGCAUUUCAGAGGGCUAAUAGGAAACAGAGUUAAGCUAGAAUCACGCUGUGGACACACUUUUGAUGCCGAAGUAGCUAAGAAUCUGGGCAAAGUAGUCCUUCAAACGGGAUGGAAGGAGUUUGUUACUGCCCAUGACUUGAACAUGGGGGACUUCUUGGUUUUCAAGUGCGACGGGACUUCUCGAUUGAAGGUUUUCAUAUUUGAUCUUAGUUGUUGCGAGAAAGUGCCGCCAUGCCGUGUCAAGAGAAAUCAUAUCUGUGGCAGAGAAACAAGGGAAAUAAACACUGAAACUUCAAGCACUUGUGGAGAUCUUCCCUUGAAUGUCACCGCUAGUUCAUCAACCUCCCCAUCCGACUCAUCAGGAGAUUCUAUAUCUCCAGAAGAUCAGAAAUCACAUUAUGUUCCAGGUUACAUCCUCCCACGGAGAACCUAUCUCACCUGUGUGCAGAUGAAGAAACUGAAAGAGAGAGUCCGAGCUAGUACUUCUACUAUCCCCAUCUACGGAUGCAUCGUGAAGAAGAGCAAUCUUCGAAGGGGAUCUCAGGCUAUGGACAUACCAAGAGUAUAUGCUGAUGUACAUCUACCAUUUGAGAACCAAACACUGAUGCUUCAAUGCUGUGGCCAGAGUUGGGACGUGCGGUGUAUAACUCAUAAGGGCAGACCCAACAGAGGCAAAAGUCUUUCGCAAGGGUGGAAACAGUUUGCUCGUGACAACAAGUUGCAGGUGGGAGAUCUCUGCCUCUUUGAGCUACUUGAAAACACCAAGUACACGAUGAAUGUGCAUAUCAUUCGUGCAAAAUGAAAAUUGGCAAGUAGUUGAUGAUGUUGGUGCCAGCUUAGCUUUUGCAGUAUGGUGGUAGAAGUUAUUUUAGUUUAGAGCGACUAGCUUGAUAUCCAUGGCUUGUCCAUCCCCUGUUCGGGCAAUUGGUUAACUCAUGUUCUGCCUAAGUCCAGACUGUUUCGCUUGUAAUCCAUCUAUGUUUAUGUUGCUGCAGUCAUGCAAUUAGCUACUGCAACGUCAA
Sorghum bicolor (sorghum) is the source of this 1345-nucleotide messenger RNA. RefSeq names its product putative B3 domain-containing protein Os03g0621600. Lineage: Eukaryota; Viridiplantae; Streptophyta; Magnoliopsida; Poales; Poaceae. Bases 184 to 1125 code for a protein of 313 amino acids. The record is from RefSeq and is a predicted model, not a curated record. Gene Ontology annotation, molecular function: DNA binding. The transcript is spliced from 5 exons.